Molecule: messenger RNA, 915 nt
Organism: Fraxinus pennsylvanica
Lineage: Eukaryota; Viridiplantae; Streptophyta; Magnoliopsida; Lamiales; Oleaceae
Source: the annotation of a GenBank genome assembly
AUGGGAGAUGAGAAAUCGGAAAUUAUGGUGGGGGUAGUCGGGAACAACAGUAGAGAAAGAGAUCGAGAGCUUUUGAUACCAGUGGCUGACUCCAUUGACCACCAUCACCAUCAUGAUGAUGACUCUUCAAAACCCUUAUCUUCCACUUCCGCUUCUCACCAAAACUCAGGCCGCGAGACUUUUUACAAAGUUGUCAGGAGCUGGGCUUCGAAGAAGUUUAUGACUGGGUGUGUCAUCCUCUUCCCAAUAGCUAUCACUUUCUAUAUAACAUGGUGGUUUAUUCACUUUGUGGAUGGCUUUUUCUCACCGAUUUACGCGCAGCUUGGAAUUGACAUCUUUGGUCUAGGAUUUGUUACUUCUAUUACAUUUAUUUUCUUGGUUGGAGUAUUCAUGUCAUCGUGGUUGGGGGCAUCUGUUUUAAGCCUUGGGGAAUGGUUCAUCAAGCGUAUGCCAUUUGUUCGUCAUAUUUACAGUGCCUCCAAGCAAAUUAGUGCUGCGAUAUCUCCUGAUCAGAACACUCAGGCUUUCAAGGAAGUGGCCAUUAUAAGGCAUCCACGUAUUGGUGAAUAUGCAUUUGGGUUCAUCACUUCGUCUGUCACGCUCCAGAAUUAUGCGGCAGAGGAAGAGCUAUGCUGUGUAUAUGUCCCAACAAACCAUCUAUAUAUCGGUGACAUUUUUUUGGUCAAUGCCAAAGACGUUAUAAGACCAAACUUGUCUGUCCGGGAAGGAAUUGAAAUUGUUGUAUCGGGUGGCAUGUCAAUGCCCCAGAUACUGUCCACCUUGGAUCCAAGAACUAUUCAAAUGGAUAGGAACAAGAUCAAGUCAGAUGAAUGGUACGUAGCGGUUGUGUGGAAAUAUAGUUUGCUUCGUGUUUUGCGUAUCAGAAGAUAUAGUUGUUUAAAGUUAAAAAGAUAG